Molecule: messenger RNA, 1810 nt
Organism: Malus domestica (apple)
Lineage: Eukaryota; Viridiplantae; Streptophyta; Magnoliopsida; Rosales; Rosaceae
Product: pectate lyase
Molecular function (GO): pectate lyase activity
Source: RefSeq, a predicted model, not a curated record
AUUAGUAUUGCAGUCAACUUAGAAUUUUUUUUUUUAGUUCAAUUAAUCUUUUUCUGGCAAGGUCUAGCUGAGCUGAAUCUGAUCCCGGUGAAAAUCUGGGCUCAAUCUCAUAGACCUUGACCACUUCUAGAAACAUUGUUCUAAAAAAAUUAUAAAAAAAAGUAGAAAGAAAAUACAAAAAAUGGUUCUUGGACCAAUGGCAUCGAAGCUCAAUUUGGUCCUCUUUAUGAUUUCUUUCUGCAUGCUGGUUCCAAGCUUGAAGGCUGAGACAGCAAAUGACACCCUCAACAUUGCUAACUUCGAUGCCGUAUGGCAGGAACGAGCCAUGAAAGCUCAGAAGGCAGCCCUCAAGGCCUACCAACCCAACCCGGAACAAGUCACCGAGGACUUCAACGAAAGCGUUGAACAGACCGUCGUUGAGGAGGACCUUGAAGAUGAUCAGUCUGCCGGUAACAGCACAAGGAGGAAUCUGAGAGGAAAACAUUACAAGGGCCCUUGCAAGGCCACAAACCCGAUCGACCGCUGCUGGCGGUGCCGGGCCAACUGGGCUAACAACCGCAAGAAGCUGGCCAGCUGCGUGAAAGGCUUUGGCCGCAAGACGCGCGGAGGCAAGAAAGGGGCUUACUACAUUGUCACCGACUCUUCGGACGACAAUGUCCAUGACCCUAAGCCCGGAACCCUACGGCACGCCGUGAUCCAAACGCAACCGUUGUGGAUCAUAUUUGCACGCAGCAUGGUCAUCAGGCUGAGCCAAGAGCUCAUAGUAACGAGCCACAAGACAAUUGACGCACGAGGGGCAAAUGUGCACAUUGCUCAUGGCGCAGGGAUCACACUCCAGUUCGUUCAGAACGUGAUUAUUCAUGGCCUCCGCAUCCACGACACCGUACCAGGCAGCGGUGGUAUGAUCAGGGACUCCCUGAGUCACAUCGGGAUUCGCACACAGAGUGACGGAGAUGGUAUCUCCAUUUACGGGUCGUCUAACAUUUGGCUCGACCAUCUUUCUAUGUGGAAUUGCGCGGAUGGGCUCAUCGACGCCAUUCAAGGGUCUACUGCUAUUACCAUAUCCAACUGCCACUUCACCCAUCACAACGACGUGAUGCUUUUCGGGGCUAGCGAUGCGUUUGCAGGGGAUGCAAUCAUGCAAAUAACGGUUGCGUUUAACCAUUUCGGCAAGGGAUUGAUACAGAGAAUGCCAAGAUGCAGAUGGGGAUUUGUCCAUGUCGUGAACAAUGACUACACACAUUGGAUCAUGUAUGCCAUCGGAGGAAGCUCUCACCCCACAAUUAUCAGCCAGGGCAACCGAUUCAUCGCCCCACCAAACCAGGCUGCAAAAGAAGUGACGAAGAGAGACUAUGCACCGGAGAGCGUGUGGAAGAGCUGGCAAUGGAGAUCAGAAGGAGAUCUUAUGAUGAAUGGAGCAUUCUUUGUUCAGUCUGGAGUGCCGAACAAGAAGCAUGGAUUUGGCAAGUUAGACAUGAUCAAAGCAAAACCAGGCACAUUCGUCAGAAGGCUCACACGCUUUGCAGGUCUCAACUGCAAGGUUGGCAAGAAGUGCUAGAACAAAAAUAGAAGAGCUAACUAUAAUCAAUAGCGAUCAAAUGGAUAGGCGGCUGGCCGAUGCCGGGAGGUGAAGUGUGACAAAUGAAGAGGAAGAAGCGGCAGUGAUGUGCGGAGAAAUGUGGAUAUAGAUUCUAUACUUGAUUGUUUUUAUUUGUGUUUAUGUAUUAACAAAUCCAAGGGUUAUAUUGUAGUAAUAUUUACACCCUAAGCAAAUAAUGCCAGUACAAACGGCGGUUUUUAAUUUUGAGAA